Messenger RNA from Phytophthora sojae, 618 nucleotides. RefSeq lists its product as hypothetical. Bases 1 to 492 code for a protein of 163 amino acids. The transcript has a single exon. Lineage: Eukaryota; Oomycota; Peronosporomycetes; Peronosporales; Peronosporaceae. The record is from RefSeq and is a predicted model, not a curated record.
AUGCUCCAGUCGCUCUCGAUCCGGCCGCUGGUGCCCGUCAUGGGCGGCGACCCAUGCAGCCACUCGCGCCCCGAGCCAGUCGCCGACAUCCUCACCUCGCCCGACAGCCACAAGGGCAUCAACGCCACCGUGCACGUGUACUUCCGCCAGUCGGCCGACGAUCAAGCCCAGCCGCUGCAAGAGCGCACCCCGGACUACUCGUUCCGGUGCACGUUCGCGGAGCUCAAGAAGCUGCGCUCGCAGAUCCAGUCCAGCGUGGGCCGCGGCGGUCACUGCGCGCACUGCAAGCGCGUGGCGACCUACAUGGCCUACUGCUGGGAGCGUCCGCGGCUGCUGGCGCCGUCGUGGCAGGGCGGCAUGACCCUGCAGAUGGAGCCGCUGACGUCGUUCCUGAACCAGCUGCUCUGCUUCGCCGCCCAGCUCGGCGCCGAAGACCACCCGGAGUUCGCUGCUAUCAUGGCCCGUUUCAUGCAGCCGCGCGAUGAAGUAUAAGCCUCGCCUCGACUUGACAUUGGAUGACCGAUGCACGCCCGGCAAUUAGCUGACGCGCCACGUCCACGUAGGCCCAACCGACCGGGAGCAACACAGUUUUGCUGGACCGGAAUCGGACCGAGCGUA